UAGGACGGACACCAGACCCACGUGGUUCAUCAUAAUAAUCAUGGCGGCUGGUUUCAAGACUGCUGAGCCUCUGGAGUACCACAGGAGCUUUCUGAAAGAAAACUGUCGACCUGAUGGGCGAGAGCUGUCUGAGUCCAGAACCACAACACUGAACAUAGGGUCCAUAUCCACAGCAGAUGGCUCAGCCCUGGUCAAGAUGGGAAACACCACAAUCAUCUGUGGAAUCAAAGCGGAGCUGGCAAACCCGACAGUGGAGGCACCUGGGAAAGGAUACAUCGUGCCCAACGUGGACUUGCCACCUCUAUGUUCCUCUCGGUUUCGUCCGGGUCCUCCGGGAGAACAGGCCCAGGCUGCCAGCCAGUUCAUCGCUGAUGUUAUUGAAAGCUCUGAAGUGAUAAAAACAGAAGACUUGUGUAUUGACAGAGGAAAGCUCUGCUGGGUGCUCUACUGUGACAUGAUGUGUCUUGACUACGACGGGAACAUUCUGGAUGCUUGCAUCAUUGCCCUGCUGGCUGCCCUGAAGAACACACAGCUUCCAGAGGUCACCAUCAACAAGGAGACAUGUGCACCAGAGGUGAAUCCAGAAAAGAGAUGCGGGCUGCAUAUUCACAAACAUCCUGUUGGUGCCUCUUUUUGCGUCUUCGAUGACUCCAUUCUGAUCGUAGAUCCCACAGCUGAGGAGGAGAGUCUGUCGACCGCACAGCUCACGGUGGUGACAGAUGAGGAAGGUCGACUCUGCUCUCUACACAAACCAGGUGGGACGUCACUGUCGGGAGAGAAACUGCAGGAGUGCAUCAGCAGAGCAACAGCACGACAGAGAGAGAUCCAGAAACUCAUUGACAAAGUUAUACAUAGUGUGAAGACGGCACAAUAAAGAGACUCAGACGAUACCUUUUUAUCUAAAAGCUGUAUUUUCCACUGUCAAUAUAUAUUCUUUUUUUUUAAUAACAAUAAAACUGCUGACAAAGA
Stegastes partitus (bicolor damselfish) is the source of this 969-nucleotide messenger RNA. It is a transcript of the gene exosc8, whose product is annotated as exosome component 8. Gene Ontology annotation, biological process: U5 snRNA 3'-end processing; exonucleolytic trimming to generate mature 3'-end of 5.8S rRNA from tricistronic rRNA transcript (SSU-rRNA, 5.8S rRNA, LSU-rRNA); nuclear-transcribed mRNA catabolic process, deadenylation-dependent decay. The transcript has 11 exons. Gene Ontology annotation, cellular component: nuclear exosome (RNase complex); cytoplasmic exosome (RNase complex). Gene Ontology annotation, molecular function: mRNA 3'-UTR AU-rich region binding. The record is from RefSeq and is a predicted model, not a curated record. Lineage: Eukaryota; Metazoa; Chordata; Actinopteri; Pomacentridae. Bases 41 to 874 code for a protein of 277 amino acids.